Molecule: messenger RNA, 849 nt
Organism: Adineta ricciae
Lineage: Eukaryota; Metazoa; Rotifera; Eurotatoria; Adinetida; Adinetidae
Source: the annotation of a GenBank genome assembly
AUGGCGUCGAAUGCUGGUACGAAACGCAAGAAUUCAUUCGCAGAUGAAAAAGUCAAGCAGCCGAAACAAACCAAUCUGACUGAUCUGGUUCACUCUCAACAAAAUCGUCGUUCAUCAACAUUAUUAUCGUCAUUGCAUCAUAUACGGAUAUUUGCUAUGCGACGUCCUAAACCCGAAUGUUUAACAAAAGAAAAUUGGCUUGUCUACAAUGUAACAUCGGCAACCAGAGAGAAGUGGUGCCUAGAAUUUAGUCCAUUUGUCCUAGGACCAAUUGAACUGUAUCCAAAUCCGAAGGAUGGAACGAUGUUUGUAGCGAAAAAUAUGGAAAAUGCAUGGCAAUUCUGUAAAGUCUAUCAAAAACAUGCCGAAACUGAUGACCAAUCACCAUCUUCGGCCUACUGGCAAUGGGCUGAAGAUGGUUGGAAUGAUUCGAAACCACAUCGAUUUCCUCUCGGACGAAAGGCAAGUAAGCCACUGUACUCAUUAUGGAACGGAAAACGUUUGAAUUACAUCGAAGCUCGAAAAACUAUCUAUGCACCACUGUAUGCAAAAUAUGUUGAGCAAACCGAUGCAUACAAAAAACUAAACGAUAUUUAUCUCAAAUACUGCUGUGGAGAUGUCAGUGAUAAACAACAACGACCCAUGGCAUUGACAGAUUUCGAUGGAUGGGAUUAUUUGGGACAGGGUUAUACAUUGGAGGACGUGAUUGAUCUUCCCAAACCAAAAAUGGGUCAUGCAUUUGUUUUAGCUGGUCUGUUAGAAAAUAACUUAUUUUGGUUAGCUGAACCAGAAAAGUCAAGAGUGGAAGAAUUGAGAAAAAAUAGUCAAUUAUUGAAAGACAUUUCAUAA